GGGGUGUAACGCAUACUGGAUACUUACACGCCGAUGCUUGAAGGUCUCAGACGUGCAUCGUUUUAGUGACUACUUGCAGCGUUUGGUUGUGGAGUAGUUUCUAAGGAACUGUAGUGAGCUCAAUUUUGUUUGGUGUGAAAAAGUCGACAAACUUGCAGUAUGUAAUCGUUAUAUACCUCAUAAAAAUGGGUAUGGGGCAUAGACAAUUAAAGUUAUAAUUGGAGUGAGGAAUUUGGGAUUACUUCGUCCAUUUUUAAUUGAGUCUGCUGUGACUGGCUGAUUCUGCAAGAAAAGUCGGGUGCACGGAGAGUGAUGCCGGCGUUGUCAUGGUUACCGAAAACGCAGCUGCUACGUAGUAAACCGUUCUUGGUAUGUGUUGUGUUAGUUUUGUUGGGACUCCUGUUGGUACACAGCUCUCGCCGGAAGGCCGUCCUGGUGGAAUGGACGCCGGAAUACUCUCAACCAAGAAGUGGACGCCAUGUCGCUCUCGGAAACGGUAGUGCCUUCGACAUAUUACUUACAAAUGCGUUUGAUGUGAUUUUUAAUGCAACUCGUCUCAACAUCGAUCUGGAAAACAAAACUCACGGAAAACCCGAAGCCAAAAUAAAUGUUUCAUUUGAAACCAGUCCAGAAAAGACUCGAAUAUUGACUAAGAAUGUAUCUCAGGAAGAAGUAUCCAAACCUGGCGGGUUGAAAUAUGAGACAAGCAGCCAAUGUACUAAACAGAUAAAUGUCAGUUUUCUGAAGGUCCAUAAAGCUGGUAGCACCACUGUGAUGAACAUAUUUCUACGAUUCGCAAUCAGUCAUAACUUGAACUUAGUUCUUCCACGCAAUUCUCGAGGUUAUGGAUUUAAUUACCUAGGUUAUGGGAAAACCGUUUCUAGUGACCGAAUCGUUCCGCUACCACCAAACGAACGUUACAACAUAUUGUGCAAUCAUGUAGUUUAUAACAAAGAAAAAUUCCGAGAGAUUUUACCACCGAAUACCUCAUAUAUCGGGAUUAUUCGCGAGCCGGUGAGCCAUUUUAUUUCUGCGGCCACAUACUAUGGAUUCUAUAAAAGACUGUCUAUAAAUAAAACACAAGGACACGUGAUGGGAGAUUUCUUGCGCGACCCAUCGGCGCAUGCCAUAAGCACUUCAUUUGUUCGAAACCGGAUGUCGUUCGACUUUGGAAUUCCUGAUUCGGAAUUCGAAAACGAGACGUUCAUAGGGACCUAUAUCAAAGAACUUGACAAGGACUUCGCCCUAGUUCUAAUCAUGGAGCGUUUCCCAGAAUCCUUGGUUCUAAUGCGGAGAAAGCUGUGUUGGAGCACAAAGGACAUACUGUAUGUUCCGCUCAAUGCGCUCCGAAGCAAACCGGAAUUCCAGCUCACAGACGAAGAUAUUCACCGACUUCGGGACUGGAACGGCGCGGAUUUUAGACUCUAUGACUAUUUUAAAAUUAAAUUUGACCAAUUAGUAAAACAGGAAGGAAAUGAUUUACAGGAGGAAGUCAAGAGCUUUCUCGAAAUCAAAAAGACAGUCGCUGAGUUUUGUUUUGGGGAAUCUAGUGAUUUCAAUGCGUCAUUUCCGGCCUCGAAGUGGAGCGCUGGGUUCAAUGUCACCUUAGAGGACUGUGAUCUGAUGACAGAAGACGAGCUUCCGUUGCUCAGAAACCUGAUCGACGAGGCGUGGGAGAAGUACCAAAAGUCACAGCCUUUAUCUACAUCACCUGUAUCGUCAUCUAUAGCAAUGCCGACUACAACGGCGGCGUCAACCAAAUAAAUUAUGAACACCAACACAGCGUUGAAAAUAGAAAUUAUCAGUGUCAUGACUCUGCAGUUUCCUGUACAGUUGAUGCAAAAGCAAAAACAAAUAUACGUAAUAUGUACAUGGUAUAUACGGUAUAUUUUAAUUAAUGCAAAUAACUUCUUAUUUGAAAGGAUGUUAAGAAGGGACGAACAGAGACAAAUGUAUUAAAUAUCAAUUAUGCCAUAUACUGGUCGUGAAAAUCGAUGUGAAAUAAUGUGGGGUUUUUUACCUUGCGGGCACAUUCUGUAGGUCAGGUUUUCAUUAUUGAAAUGUUUAAACUGUGAUUUAGAACAUGUACUUACUAGUCAUUCAACUUAUGCACGAAACGCUUAGUAGCGUAUUAUUAAUGUUAAUGUUAUUCAAUACUCUAUUUUAAUAAAUAUUUUAAUUCUUACUUUGAUGGCAUGUUUUGUCUUCACCUAUGAUUAGAUUUGGCGUUAUCUGGCAUUUAAGGUGCGUGUUUGUUGUUUUGCACAGAAGCGGUAUUUUUUUAUGCGCUGUAUUGAUUUUUUAUGUACUUAAAAUCGUUUUCUUUUAUGCUGUUCUGAGCUCAAUGUCGUUUCAGUGAGCCUUUGUGAUCGCAUUUUGUCCGUCACUGGGUCUUCCCUGUGCGUCGUAUGUUCUACAUACCCAUGGUAUCACAUUUCCGCCGAAAUGUUCACGAAACUUGGUUAAACAACAUGCCCCUUUAUUCUAAACUUGAUCAUGUCAAUUAAAAACAGCUACCGGUACUCUAUUUUAUUGUCCCCUACCGGUGAAACCGGAGGGGGCUUAUGGUUUGCACUCCGUCCGUCUGUCUGUCAGUCUGUUUGUCAGUCUGUCUAUCGGUCUGUCUGUCAGUCAGUCCGUCACACUUUUCUGGAUCCUGCGAUAACUUUAAAAGUUCUUAACAUUUUUUCAUGAAACUUGAAACAUGGAUAGAUGGCAAUAUGGAGAUUAUGUGCGUCAUUUCCUUUUGUUCCUACAUCAACAAUUCUGGUUGCUAUGGCAACAUAUAUAUAUAUAAUAAAAAAUAAUAAUUUUUUUACUGACAAUGGUGGAGUUUUACCGGUAGGAGACCAUAUUGCUUGGAAAUCUCUUGUUUUAUUUUAAUUCUUACUUUGAUAGCGUAUUUUGUCUUCACCUAUGAUAAUGUUUGGCGUUAUCUGGCAUUGAAGGUGCGUGUUUGUUGUUUUACACAGUAGCGGUAUUUUUGUAUGCGCUGUAUUGAUUUUUUAUGUACUGAAAAUCGUUGUCUUUUUUGCUGCUCUGAGCGCAAUGUCAUUUAGUGAGCUUUUGUGAUCGCAUUGUGUCCGUCGUAUGUUCUACAUAGCCAUGGUCUCACAUUUCCGCCGAAAUCUUCAUGAAACUUGGUUAAACAAAAUGCCACUAUGCUAUUUAGGCUUUAUUCUUUACUGGAUCAUGUGAAUAAAAAAAAAGCUACCGGUAGUUUACUCGUUUGGUUUAUACGUAUGGCCCAACAGUCAUUAAACUUGGUAAGAAUAUGUGUUACAUUUUACGACCGAAUUCGAAAAUGGGUCAUGCGUGACUCAAAGCCUUGUCACACUUGUAUAUACUUUAUGUGCAGAUCCUACCAGUAUCAUAAACUCAGGCUAGCGGCUAAAGGCCCUCGUGUUGAAAUAAGGGCCACUUUGUAUGAUUUAUGAUCCUCGUGCUGCAACGAAUGGCCAAACAUGUUGUCUACGGAUUUUUAUUGUAUUUCUUUUGUUGAGCUUACAGUGUGUAUUUUUAAAGAUUUCAACAUUUCCAUAUACGAAAUGUGAUGUCAGAUUAUGAUUUAAUUAUGCAGAGUGUAUUGUAUGAUAAGGAAAACAGUACUUUUACCAUCUGUUUUUGGUAUUCGGUGCACGCGUAAGCAAUUGCUAAACUUUCUUUAAAAUGGUAUCUACAAAAGCAAACAGACCUCAAAUUAGUGUUUGCACCGCCUUUGAUUAAACCUAUUAUAACAUAUAAUUAAACAACAACCACUUUACAAAGCCCGUAAUUAAUUUUGCUAUCGCAUGUCUAUUUUUUUAUUGAUUUUAUAAAGUGUUUUCAUAUCUGUCCAUGAUAGUAUUUCGGUUAAUAUAAACAAAGAAUUUGAGAAAUCUGCGUAAAUAUUCGAUCGUUUGUGUAUCGACUAACGGGGAACAUAAUUAACUUGUCACCUAAUAUGUUUAUAGCUUUAAAUGUUGACUAAUGUUAUAGCUAAGUUAGUACAAUCUAUGAUUUAUUGCUUGAGUAGUAAACACGCGCGCUUGUAUGCCUUACAUUGGGACGAGUUCAUGCGUGAACACCAGAAUUGAUAUUGUUUUCUUCCGUAAGUGUUGUAUGGAUUUUAUAUUAUACGCAAGUGCAAUUAUACACAUGUUUGAUGGUGCAAUUUAAACUUAUUUUUACAAUAAAGUAAAAAUAUG
Messenger RNA from Dreissena polymorpha, 4187 nucleotides. RefSeq names its product galactose-3-O-sulfotransferase 2-like. The coding region runs from base 313 to 1764 and encodes 483 amino acids. Gene Ontology annotation, cellular component: membrane. NCBI's taxonomy places the organism in Eukaryota, Metazoa, Mollusca, Bivalvia, Myida, Dreissenidae. Gene Ontology annotation, biological process: glycolipid biosynthetic process. The record is from RefSeq and is a predicted model, not a curated record. Gene Ontology annotation, molecular function: galactosylceramide sulfotransferase activity. The transcript is spliced from 3 exons.